Molecule: messenger RNA, 6406 nt
Organism: Stegostoma tigrinum
Lineage: Eukaryota; Metazoa; Chordata; Chondrichthyes; Orectolobiformes; Stegostomatidae
Gene: lhx4
Product: LIM homeobox 4
Exons: 6
Coding region: 201-1373 (390 amino acids)
Biological process (GO): neuron differentiation; regulation of transcription by RNA polymerase II
Cellular component (GO): nucleus
Molecular function (GO): DNA-binding transcription factor activity, RNA polymerase II-specific; RNA polymerase II transcription regulatory region sequence-specific DNA binding
Source: RefSeq, a predicted model, not a curated record
CCGCAUCAACACAGCCUCUGGGCCAGUGGAUUUAUUCAUUGAGAUCUGGACAGAUACGUUUUUUUUUUGUUUUUUUUAGAAUUAGAUUGUACAACGAUCUAGACAGACAGCCCUCUCGUUAUUAGUGUUGGGGGUGUUAGAAGAAGGGGUGGGGGGAGGUAUAUUGGGGAAAGGACACUUCGUUUGGAAAAAAAAACAAAAUGAUGCAAAGUACAGCCAUGACCACAGAGAGUCCCGGAAAAGGAGUUCGGGAGCUGCUAGGAGUCACGGUACAACAGAUCCCACUCUGCGGGGGCUGUAACCAACACAUCCUGGACAAGUUCAUCCUGAAAGUGCUAGACCGCUCUUGGCACAGCAAAUGCUUGAAGUGCGCUGACUGUCAGCUACAGCUCAACGACAAGUGCUUCUCCAGAGCCGGCAACGUUUACUGCAAGGAAGACUUUUUCAAACGUUUUGGGACAAAAUGUGCAGCCUGCCAACAGGGUAUCCCCCCAACCCAGGUGGUGAGGAAAGCUCAAGACUUUGUCUAUCACCUUCAGUGCUUUUCCUGCAUCAUGUGUAACCGGCAAUUGGCGACAGGUGAUGAAUUCUAUCUGAUGGAGGACAGCCGGUUAGUCUGUAAGGAGGACUAUGAGACGGCCAAACAAAAUGAUGCCGAUGCAGAGACUGGAGCCAAGAGACCUCGUACGACCAUUACAGCUAAGCAAUUGGAAACACUAAAGAAUGCAUAUAAAACGUCUCCAAAACCAGCUCGCCAUGUGAGAGAACAGCUUUCCUCAGAGACAGGGCUUGAUAUGAGAGUUGUACAGGUCUGGUUCCAGAACAGAAGAGCUAAGGAGAAACGCUUAAAGAAGGAUGCAGGCAGACACAGAUGGGGGCAGUAUUAUAAGAAUGUGAAGAGAAGCCGUGGAGGGGCAAAGAAUGGGAAAGAGAGCUCAGUGGAGGAUGGGGGCCUCAGCGACAGUGAAUUGAGUUUCAGAGAUGAUCAAAUCCUCUCUGAACUUGGCCACGCCAAUGGAAUUUACAGUGGUGUGAGUGAUAUGACUGGCAGACAGUUGCUGAAUGGAGGCUUCACUGUUGAUGCCAUAGGGCAGCAAUACCAUGACCUGAGAGCCAGCAGCCCCUAUGGAAUCCCUCAGUCCCCAUCGUCUAUAGCCUCAGCCCCUGCACACACACCCUUAAUGAACAGCCUUGGCUAUGUUGACAGUAAUUUGGGGAUUAUAGCACAAGGUGGACAGGGAAUGAGCCAGGCCCUGAGAAUGAUGACAGGUGGCCCUACUUCUGAUAUCUCCACAGGUAGCAGUGCCGGUUACCCAGACUUUCCAACAAGCCCUGCCUCAUGGCUAGAUGACAUGGACCAUCCUCAAUUUUAAUGUAACACGCCAUUAGUCUGAAGUCCAAUGGAGACAUCUAGAAGAGGACUAGUAGCCACAGUAGCUGCAGGACAUUUGAAGGCAAGCAAUGAAUGUGUUUACAGCUUUGGCUUCCUCACUCUGUGGAAAUAAAUCCAAUUCAAAUACAGCACAGAGAUCUAUGGACCAAACCACUGGUUUGGGACAAGCAUCUACCAAAUGGACCCACCUGGUGAACUAGUGCUUGCAAGGGAAGAAAAACGCAUGUGAGUUUGGAAGCAUUUUGUUGACUGGAAUGUCAAAGAUGUAGGAAACACAUUGAUGGUUCAAGGAGAAGACAACUGCGUUCUUACCUUAAUCAAUAAAGAGGAAACAGACCUUGAGAUGGCCUUACUGUAGGCUACAAUUCACUGGAAUCCAAAUCUACAAGCAAAGUGACAAGCAUAGAGUUGGUUGAGACAGUCACUGUAAAAUAAGUUGUAGAUACAAAUAUUCUGUUGCACAACUCAGUUUUCCUUCAAAAAGAUAUUUAUUUUACCGAGAAUGUUGGAUGCAACCCCAGGUGCAGGGUUCCCACUUAACAUGAUAUUUAAAUUUAGAUGGAAUGUCCAGUAUCCGGUGUCAAUAGUUACAUAUACAUGUAUGGUGUAUGAGGAGGGAGGCUACGUUGACAAUGAGACAAACAUUCUAACUUUGCCACUCUGUGCGCGCUGUUGUGUCCACUUCUACUUACUAUGUCUUUGCCUGGUCAUAGGAGCAGGAUUAGGCCAUUCACCAUCUCAAGCCAUCUACCCCUCUCAGUCCAUAAUCCUUAAUAACCUUGCUGCACAAGGAUAUUAAGGGAAUUGGAUUUUCUGCCAGCAUUAGGUUACGAAAGAAGUGUGUGAAGCACACUGUGUGUAAAUCAGAGGUGAAACACACACAGGGGAGGUGGUUAACAAACCGCUGUUGUAGACUGGUGGAAAAUCUGAAGACCUUAGCUGUUCAAAUCUUUCCUCUUGCAUCUAAUUUCCAAACAGUUAAUAUUGCACAGCUAAACAACACAACGCUGGUCUUUUAUCAGUGCCCUUCAACUCUGGUAAGCUGGGGUUGAAUCUAGCUAAAAAGACAGUCUCUCUAACCUUCUCACAUAGAUUUGCUCUCCAGUAUGAAUCAGUUUACUUUCAUCUCUGGUAUAAAGAAAGCUUCGUAAAAUACUGAACUUUUUUCUUGAUUUACAUCCUGUUGGAAAUGAUUGCCCCUCAUCUGUGCAAUUAUAGGCCAAUGAAAUGGGCAGUGCAGCUGAAUGGAAUCUAAGACUCCACACAUAACUUGUUGCACCAGUCAUUUCAGAGAUGGCACAGUCUUCCCUUCUUCCUGGGACAAGUUCAUGAAAACAUUUUCAAUGAUAGAAGAAAAUGUCAUGACGUGAAGACAAUAGGACAUCUUCUCUGGUUCUAAUGCAACUCAUCAUAAAUACCGUGCCACAAUAGGUGACAUAAAUUUCAGUUGCUCAUGCAUAAUGUUUAAUUCCAGAUUCACAUAAACCAGUUUGCUAUGAAUUGUAUGCUUAAGAUCAGAAAUCUUAUUUGUUCCUGUCUUAGUUUUUUUUUCAGAAAUAAGCCAACUUGCAAAUCUUAAACCUAUGUGCCAUUGAAUCAUUAACCACUUGAAGCAAAAAAACAAAGCAGUUUAAUUAAAAUAUUUUACAAUGCGACUGCUAAUCUGUGCCGUAGGAGAACCAAGUACUAAGUUUAGCAUAAAAGGUGAAUAAUUGAACGUUUAAUGAAUUUGCAUUUAAUUGUGUUGUACUAAGGAAAUCUUUGCAGAAGGAGCAAAUGAGAAGCAGCUUUAAUGCAUGGGAAGACACUCUAUAGUUUGACUCUUUGAAAUUCUACAUGGUGAAAGUCAAUGUGAAGUUCUUUGGCCUCUUGAAAUUUUACAUAGUGGAAAUGUAUGGGAAGUGGUGCAGUUACUUGAAAGUCUAUGUUUACAGAGAACAGUUUUUGAGUGGCUGAAUGUUGUGCUACCUCUGAAACAAGAGCAGCCUUGUCAUCCAAGCCACCUCACAAAUUUAACUCCAGGAUUACAAUGGAAAAGUUUCUUGAUUGAUUGCAAUUGUAUUCAAUGAGAGUGAAUGAGGAGUCUAUUGGAAUCCUAUGCUUGGCAAUGAAUGGGACAUUUCUGGGCCAUUGCAUUUCUACAUGAAACCAGUGGUGAGAGAACCCUUUGGAAUUCAAUAUAUGGCUCACAGUUAGGGCGUAGUCUGUGCAGAGCUCACUGCAGGAAAGAUUCACUCUUCUAAGACCAUUCAACAUUAAGAAUGGUCCUUUACAGUUCUGUGGUAGCAAUGAGCAAAAGGUGAGUGAAAUGGGGAACAAAUCUGUGAACAAAAUUAAUAUUGCAUUGGGUAUAAAGUGACUGGUGGAACUUUGGCCUGUAAGCAGCUAUCUUCUUAUUUAUUGUCAACUACAUUUAAUUGCCUAAAUUUCAGGAAAUGAAGGAAAAUACAUCAAUCCUAGCAUUAUCUACAGCCAAUGUAAUGAGCCAUAAUAUGAUCAGGACUAAGAUUAAACGAGGACAACUUCUGAAACAAAGUUGCCAGUUUUAGAUGAACAGACAAUUUGCAAUUUUCACCCUGAUAUGGUUCAUUCCCACUCAUUCUUCCCUUACCUGGACCUUUCUGUUCCAUUCAGACCAUGAACUUCUGCUUCCAAUUAUUACAUAGUUAUUAACAACUGGUUGCUGUAAAGUUCAUACCAAUUAGCUUUAUGAGCAUGUUCAAGCUCAGACCAAAACACUGCAAAUUUUGUAACUGAUUUCUAGAAGUGGUUAUGCACAGUCAAUGUAAAAAAUAAUGAACUUGACAUGCCUCUAUUGAUUUAAGCCUUGAUCAGCAACUGCAGAAAGAUUAGGAUAAAAGAAAAAGACCAUCUCACUGUUAACAAAAUUUACAGGUUAAAUCACACAAACUUGGACUUGUUUUAUAUAUUCAGCUAUACUGGCAUGCAGAUAAGCGGGUUUCAAGCCUGUUUUGCGACAAUACAGAGAGGUUGUGGAUACAAUCCAUUUAGCAUUCAUAAAGAAACAGGAAUGAUUGAAAAAUGUAGUUUCUAACAAACAGGUACACAACCCAAAAUACCAAACUUUGUAUAAGUAAGUAUUGUAUCCUAAUGUGUGUUUUAUUCAGAAUAAAUGAACAAACAACUGAAUUAUUGUGCUAGUUUAAAGUUUUAUUGAUAUUUUUGGUUGUUUGGCCAUCAAGUUGUUUGAGGCUCCAUCCCACUUUAUUCUAACUAGCCUAAAAACUUGUACAAGGGAUGAGAAAUGGCCCAAAACAGACCAACAGCAAUCAAGGAGCCUUUUAUCUGAUUUUGGUAGGUUACCCACACAGUUGUAAGAGUAUUUUUUUGGAGUGGGGGUACAGUUCAGGUUGAGAGCUCUCUCUCCAAAAUUGAUCGCCUAUACUCUGAUGUUAUUCAAUGGAGUCAGCAGAGGAAGUCAUGGUGGAAGAGCAGAUAGGGUAGGAAAAGGCCCUCACCAGUCCCAGGAGAGUACAGAGAUUCACAGAGAUAGACUUUAAGGCCACUCUUGAAUAACUGACUGGUCAUCUUCAGAGUUGCACACAUACAAGUCUAGGUUAUUUCUUAGUUGAACCAGAUUUAUAUCAUAGACUGAUCAGCAAAAGGGCAGAUUAGAAAAUAUAUUUGAUGAAAGAAUCUCACCUUCAAGUCAAAAUAGAAAACAAUAAUCUGAAUUUAAGUUGUAAAGUUUUAGCACAAAGUCUUAUUGCUUUAUGAUUGUUGGAAGUCAUGGGAAACAAAUUGUUUUUGCUUGAUUCAAAUUUGGAAGCAUUUCUCAAUAUAUUUAAUUCAUCCAUAAGCCUAGUUUAAAUCUUAAGUUCUUACUUUUGUGCCAUUUAAGUAUUUACACUUAAGUAGAAUAUCCUGAAACUGGAACAAGUGUAGAAAUUGCUGGAAAAACUCAGCAAAUUUCUGUUUUCGUUUCUGUAUUCCAGCAUAUGCAAUUAUUUUGCUUUUAUAUAUAUAUAUUAUGAAGCUGGUGUCACUGGAGGGUUUAGACAUUUUGGAGGGUUAGGCUUGAAGAGGUACCAAUAUCAGGCUCAAUAAUUUUUCACAGGAAGAGAGAAGAAUGGAUAGCAAGAGGAUCCUCUGAGUUAUAAUUGGCUUUAUUGAUGCUGUGAUAGAGGUUUGGAAACAGGCUUCUCACUGGGAAGCCAGAAGCGGGUGGAAAUCAUGGGGAAGCAAUUAAAAAUUCAUCUUGAGUUCAUCAUAAAGAAAAUACGAGGUUUCCAGAAGAGUUACAUUUCAAAUAACCAAAUUUGAAACUAAUGCAGACAACCAGUUAGAAAGCAAAUUGCAGCAAAUUGCACAAAUGCCUCUAAAAAUUAGUUUUAUGUGGAUUUGAUUGAAGCAAAAGUGUAAUCGAAUUAUUUUAGGGGUUUUGGCAGCAAAUUAGGAUUCAGCAUAUGACUGCCUAUGUAACAAUCGUUGCACUUUACAGUACGCGAAGUUUUUAAAUGUUUCAGAGAAAUGUGUCAGUGUGAUAUCAAAGCAAGUCAUAUUGUCAUUCUCAUCACUGCUGGGAUGUGACGAAAGUUGUGCCCAAGAAUCUAUGUUCACUAUAAUAAUGUGGCUUCAACUGGAGCGAAAUUGGCCAUUGGCAGUUCUGAACCUCCUCAUGCACUUUUGAAAGUUGGAAGCUGCACCAAUGUUGAUUAUUGUCAGUGAAACAACUUACACAUUUUCAGAACUGGGUUUUUGAGAAUGUGGACACAGGGUGUGCACGUGUUUGUCCACAUGUGUGUAGCUGUGUUAGAAGAUAUGCUCAGCUGCACCUCUGAAUGGUUCCUAAAAUACAUAUCAUUUGUCCUGUAGUCAUUGUUUCAAAUUAAUAACAUUUGUAAAUUUUGUACAGCUUAACCGUGCAGUAAAGUUUGCAAAUUUUGUUUCAUUGUAACUAUUUAUUGCCAUGUGUCUUUGCAAAGAAAGUGGUGUUUUAAUUUCUAUAUGCCUCCUAUGAAUUUGGCAUGGAAUCUGUACGAAGAAAUCUAC